Messenger RNA from Musca vetustissima, 1686 nucleotides. It is a transcript of the gene WASp, whose product is annotated as actin nucleation-promoting factor WASL. The record is from RefSeq and is a predicted model, not a curated record. The coding region runs from base 70 to 1686 and encodes 538 amino acids. Gene Ontology annotation, molecular function: actin binding. Gene Ontology annotation, biological process: actin filament organization. Lineage: Eukaryota; Metazoa; Arthropoda; Insecta; Diptera; Muscidae. The transcript is spliced from 7 exons.
GAGCGCCUAAUUCUAAUUUAAUAAUAAUAUCAACAACGACACAAGAACAUCAGCAAAACAAAAGCUCAAAUGAGCAGAAAUAUGCGACAACAGGAUGGGGGUCAUGGCGCGCCAGUCAUGCGACGCAAAGCCAAUGCAGCAAGUUCUUUAUUGACCCAAGAGGAAAAUGAAGCUGUUUUUCGUAUGGUCGGUGAGAAAUGUCAGACUCUCAACACAGCCGUUGUACAAAUUUACAAAACCGAAGCUUCCGCUCAUUCCCAUUGGAAAAAGAAACAUACCGGCGUUGUAUGUUUUGUCAAAGAUUGGGAUUUACGUUCCUAUUUUUUACGCGCCUAUUGCCUAAUCAAACAUGAACUGAUAUGGGAACAUGAACUGUACGAUGCGAUGAAAAUCAAUAAGGCCCGAUCAUUUCUAUUGACAUUUGAGGGUCAGGAUGGUCAUAUCGCAUUGAAUUUUGUCUCAGAGGAUGAAUGUGACUCAUUUUACCGUGCUGUGGAUAAAACCAUUGAAACAAGAAACCGUAAGAAAUUAGAAAAACGCAAUAAACGAAAAUCGCAAAUGGCUCCAUCCGCCCCAUUAGCUCCAUUGCCCAAAGAACCUGAUUCCAACACUGUACAGUUACGUAAUAAUGCCUCCAAAAUUGGCACUAUCAAUUUUACCCCAGCCCCUGCACCGGUUCAGCAGCCAACAUCGAAACAUCUAUUCUCUUCGCUGUCAUCGUCUUCCAAUAAUAAAAAACAAAAGGGAAAAUUCAAUAAAUGUGAUAUUGGUGCACCAACCAAUUUCCGCCAUGUUUCACAUGUCGGCUGGGAUGAUGAUAAGGGCUUCGAUUGUCAGGGCGAUGAAAACGAUGAAGUUCUAACGCAAUUCUUCGCCAAGGCUGGUGUAUCGAAACAUCAGUUAAGUGAUCGUGAUACAAGGGCGUUCAUCUAUGACUUUAUACAGAAUAAAAAUGUUUUGGAUAUUGUGAAACAGGAAAAUGUGGAAAAACCAAAAACUACGUUAGCUGCUCCACCACCACCACCGCCACCAACCAGACAUCAUCAUCAUGCCCAAAAUGGCAAUACAACCACGACUACGACGACAGCAACAACAACACCAUCAGCCCCAAGAUCUGCACCACCUCCACCAGCUAGACAACCUCCACCACCAGUACCUACAACAGUGCCUGGUCUAUCAAGAGCUCCUGCGCCACCCUCUAGACCACCACCACCUCCAGCUCCUAGUACAGCACCGCCACCACCUCCUCCACCACCAGCGGCUUCAUUUGCACCUCCACCACCGCCUCCACCUCCGGCUAUGGGAGAAGUACCCUCAAUUACAACAACCCAUGUUAAAACUGAAACUAAGGCUCCAUCAAGUCUACCGCCAAUAUCAGAUACGCGUAAUGAACUUAUGGAUAGUAUACGUAAAGGCGUACAACUUAAGAAAGUGGAUACAUCAGCCCUUAGCACUGGCAGCGGUGAUUCCCAUGGUGAUCUUAUGUCUGAAAUUCGUAUGGGCUUUGAACUUAAACCGGCUAGUAGUCGUGAAAUUCCUUCAAGUCGUGCUAACGAUGAACCUGUUUCUGGUACUGAUGCUUUAGCUGAUGCUCUGAGAAGAGCAUUAUUAGAUCGUGGUCGUGUUAUGCAAUCGUCAGAUGAUGAAUCCGAAUCAUCGGGCAAUGAUGAUGAAUGGGAUGAUUAA